Hyla sarda is the source of this 964-nucleotide messenger RNA. RefSeq names its product dehydrogenase/reductase SDR family member 4-like. Gene Ontology annotation, molecular function: carbonyl reductase (NADPH) activity. The record is from RefSeq and is a predicted model, not a curated record. The coding region runs from base 90 to 884 and encodes 264 amino acids. NCBI's taxonomy places the organism in Eukaryota, Metazoa, Chordata, Amphibia, Anura, Hylidae. The transcript is spliced from 9 exons.
GUUCUCAAAAACAAGAAUACUGAGACUAAAGGGGAGACUUUUAAAAAUAUCUUAAAUUCUUACUGUAAGAGGUCAAUUAUACUCCGACAAUGCUGUCCCAAGCCACAUUAAAAAGGUUUGAUGAGGGAAAAAAUGUUUUACAUGGAAAGGUAGCAAUUGUGACAGGAUCUACAUAUGGGAUUGGCUUUGCUAUUGCACGUCGCCUAGCUCAAGAUGGUGCUUGUGUCUUACUGUGCAGUCGUAAACGGGACAAUGUAGACAAAGCUAUUGAACAACUUAAGGCUGAAGGACUGAACAUCAGUGCUAUACAGUGUCAUGUUGGCAAUAAAGAAGACAGAGAAAAACUAGUAGCAACAGCUAUUGAAAUAUAUGGCAAAAUUGACAUUCUUGUUUGUAACGUGGCUGUUAAUCCAUUUGUUGGCCCAAUACUGGACACCACAGAAGAAAUGUGGGAAAAGGUGUUUCAUAUAAAUGUGAUAUCAACAUUCUUUCUGAUCAAACUUGUAGCUCCUCACAUACAAAAACAGGGAGGAGGCUCAAUCAUUAUAUGUUCUUCAUUUAUUGGAUACAUACCACAUCCGUAUGUUGGACCAUACUCAAUAACUAAGACAACGCUUCUUGGGCUUACAAAUAUAAUGGCACAAGCACUGCGUUUCAUGAACAUUAGAGUGAAUGGACUGGCUUUGGGAAUAAUCAAUACAAAUUUCAGCAAAGUGAUUCUGAAGACCCCAGAGUUGUCAUCAAAGCUGAUUCCUCUUGGUGUUUACAGGAUCGGUGAGCCACAGGAAUGUGCUGGCAUAGCAUCAUUUUUAUGUUCUGAAGAUGCAUCGUACAUUAAUGGAGAAAAUAUUGCUGUGACAGGGGGAAUGCGAGGCAGGCUAUGAGGAUCCUGACCAUGAAUCAUUAUCAUCAGUUUGCCAAUAUUGCAUAUUGUUAUAAGCAAGCACUUUUGCAAAUUAUAAAA